UAUUCUUGCCUCUUCUUUAGAAAUCCCACAAUGGCGCUCAACAAAAAGGACGAAGACGACGCCGGCAUUCUCAAGGUCGACCGCACCUCUGUCUUCCAGGAAGCGCGCGUCUUCAACAUCUCGCCCAUCUCACCGCGAAAAUGUCGCAUCCUCCUCACGAAACUCGCGCUCCUGCUCUCGUCCGGCGAGAAGUUCCCCACCAACGAAGCAACCUCCCUCUUCUUUGGCAUCUCCAAAUUGUUCCAGAACAAGGAUGCCUCGCUGCGCCAGAUGGUCUACCUGAUCAUCAAGGAGCUUGCCAACACCGCCGAAGAUGUCAUCAUGGUCACCAGCUCCAUUAUGAAGGAUACUGCCGUGGGAAGUGAUGUCGUCUACCGCGCCAAUGCUAUUCGAGCUCUCUGCCGCAUCAUAGAUGCUUCCACCGUGCAGGCAAUUGAGAGGAAUAUCAAGACUGCCAUUGUGGACAAGACGCCGUCCGUCUCUUCUGCUGCUUUGGUGUCUAGUUACCACUUGCUGCCAAUUGCGAAGGACAUCGUGAAGAGAUGGCAGAGCGAGACACAGGAGGCAGCUUCUUCCACGAAGUCGAGUGGAGGGUUCAUGGGGUUCGGAGGCUCAUCGCAACACCUUCCCGCGAAUACGAACUACAUGACGCAGUACCAUGCAAUUGGUCUGCUCUACCAGAUGAGGAGUCAUGAUCGCAUGGCUCUGGUCAAGAUGGUGCAACAGUAUUCUGCCGCUGGCGUUGUUAAGAGCCCGGCCGCGAGAGUUAUGUUAGUGCGACUGGCUGCAAAAUUGGCAGAGGACGACCCGAGCUUGAGGAGGCCGAUGAUGAAACUUUUGGACGAGUGGUUGCGGGACAAGAGCGAAAUGGUCAACUUCGAGGCGGCAAAGGCCAUCGGAGACAUGCCGGAUCUGACGGAUGCCGAGAUCGGCCAGGCCAUACAUGUGCUGCAGCUUUUCUUGACCAGUCCGAGAGCUGUCACCAAAUUCGCUGCAAUCAGGAUCCUCCACCAAUUCGCUUCCUUCAAACCGGAUGCUGUGCGACAGUGCAAUCCUGACAUUGAAAGCCUCAUUUCGAACUCGAACCGAUCAAUUGCGACGUUCGCCAUCACGACACUUCUCAAGACUGGAAAUGAGUCCUCGGUUGAUCGCCUCAUGACACAAAUCAGCACCUUCAUGUCGGAAAUCACAGACGAGUUCAAGGUGACCAUUGUCGAAGCCAUCAGGACCUUAUGCUUGAAGUUCCCAUCCAAGCAAGCCCGCAUGCUCUCUUUCCUUUCCGGAAUUCUGCGCGACGAGGGCGGCUACGACUUCAAGCGCAGUGUGGUGGAAAGCAUGUUCGAUCUUAUCAAGUUCGUGCCAGAAGCGAGGGACGAGGCGCUGGCACACUUGUGUGAGUUCAUCGAAGAUUGCGAAUUCACCAAACUUGCCGUGCGUAUUCUGCACGUGCUUGGCAUGGAAGGACCAAAGACUGCGCAGCCAACAAAGUACAUUCGUUACAUCUACAAUAGAGUUGUACUGGAAAAUGCGAUCGUGCGUGCUGCAGCAGUUACUGCGCUGGCCAAAUUCGGUGUCGGGCAGAAGGAUCCAGAAGUCAAGAAGAGUGUCGGCGUGCUGCUUAAGAGAUGUCUCGACGAUACUGAUGAUGAAGUUCGCGAUCGCGCUGCACUGAAUUUGCGACUGAUGAAAGAUGAUGAUGAUGAGUUCUCGGGACGAUUCGUCAGAAAUGACUCCAUGUUCUCCCUCCCCAUCCUCGAAGACCAACUCGCACACUACGUCAAUGGCGGGUCAGCAGAGGCCUUUGCCAACCCCUUCGACUUCUCCAGUGUACCAGUCGUCACUCGCGAACAGUCUCUCGCCGAAGACCGCACAAAGAAGCUCACGACCGCCACUCCAACGCUCAAGGCUCCCACGAUUGGUCCAAAGAAGACAGACGCAUCCGCCGCGGAAGUCGUCGCUCAAGCAUCUGCGCAAACGCAGAAGUAUGCCUCGCAACUCUCGGCAAUCCCCGAAUUCUCCUCAUAUGGCGGCGUCCUCAAAUCCUCGUCGAUUGUCGAACUCACAGAAUCCGAGACCGAAUACGUCGUUUCUGCAGUCAAACACUUGUUCAAGGAACACGUCGUCAUCCAGUUCGACAUUAAAAAUACUUUGGCCGAUUAUGUCCUAUCUGAUGUCUCGGUUAUAUGCACACCUUCGUCUCCUGACGAAGAGGAAGAGUCCGCUCUCGUGGACGAUGGUUUUGUUAUCCCUGUGGAUCUGCUCAAGUCCGACGAGCCUGGGACUGUCUACGUCUCCUUCUCGAAACCUCCUGGCCAAUUCGUUGCAGCUUCUUUCACAAAUGUGCUCAAGUUCACGCUCAAGGAGAUCGACCCUACAACUGGCGAGCCCGAAGAAGGUGGUUACGAAGAUGAAUACCAAACUAAUGACCUCGAAUUGGACGGCUCGGACUACGUGGUACCCGCAUUUGCUGGGUCAUUCGAUAACAUCUGGACCAGCAUUCCCGAUGCUAGUGAAGCGAGUGAGACAUUGCAGCUCAGUAAUGCUAAGAGUAUUGCAGAUGCUGUGGAACUGCUUGUCAAGGCUCUGGGCAUGCAGCCUUUGGAAGGGUCAGAGGUGGCUUUGUCAACGUCAACACAUACAUUACGACUUUACGGAAAGUCCGUCACCGGUGGCAAGGUUGCGGGUACUGUAAGAAUGGCUUACUCGGCGAAGAGUGGAGUAACGGUCAAAAUUACAGCCCGUUCCGAGGAGGAAGGACUCGCUGCACUUGUUGUAGGGGGUGUGGCAUAGGCAAGCCCGGCGUGUCUGUCUGGAGAGUAUGUAUGAGGCGAGGCGUCAGGCGCAUCACAAGGUGCUUGUUGUCUGAUCUUAUUAGCGUGGAAAUGGUGUGGAGACUUUUGCUGGAACAGAAUAGAAAAAAGUCGAUCUGCAUGCAUGCUGCAAUGCGCCCAGGGUAGGGUAACGGUAUGGUAUGGAAGAAGAUAUCUACGAAUGUAUUUGAGCAUUGCUUGGUUCCUGCUUCUAC
Sphaerulina musiva SO2202 is the source of this 3025-nucleotide messenger RNA. RefSeq names its product coatomer subunit gamma. Lineage: Eukaryota; Fungi; Ascomycota; Dothideomycetes; Mycosphaerellales; Mycosphaerellaceae. Gene Ontology annotation, molecular function: structural molecule activity. The record is from RefSeq and is a predicted model, not a curated record. The transcript is spliced from 3 exons. Gene Ontology annotation, biological process: protein secretion; intracellular protein transport; intra-Golgi vesicle-mediated transport. The coding region runs from base 31 to 2790 and encodes 919 amino acids. Gene Ontology annotation, cellular component: Golgi membrane; endoplasmic reticulum; endoplasmic reticulum-Golgi intermediate compartment.